Messenger RNA from Microtus oregoni (creeping vole), 447 nucleotides. It is a transcript of the gene Eddm3b, whose product is annotated as epididymal protein 3B. The record is from RefSeq and is a predicted model, not a curated record. Lineage: Eukaryota; Metazoa; Chordata; Mammalia; Rodentia; Cricetidae. Bases 13 to 447 code for a protein of 144 amino acids. The transcript has a single exon.
CAGGUGCCUGCCAUGGCAUCCUCUCUGAAGGCCUGGGGUGUGCUUGCUCCCCUGCUGUGCCUGCAGCUCAGCCCAUGUGCACAGAGCUCCUCCAGGCGGGAGUUCUUGGAUCAACAUCACCUAAAUACAGACAAAGGAUUCUUUUUAUACAGCUGCGAUGCCCUCAUGACAGAGAAAGGCCUGAAACCCAAGAGCUUACACAUAUUUGUUUAUAUGCCAUGGUACAAAGUUGAGCACACAUGUAUUAGCGGCAAUUGGAAAUAUCGCUACAAAAACUCCUAUGUCUGGACUCAGACUCCCGUUAAGGUACUCUAUUGCUAUUGGGAGAAAUUCAAAAAGAAAUAUACAGAGAUAAGAAACUACAACUAUGUUCAGUUCCAUUGUAACGCAGAUGGGUAUGUUGAUGGCAUAGAGGACAUGAUGUUGAUGGAGCCCAUCUUAGCCUAG